UGCUCCUCGCGCAUGCGUGGCAAUGGGACGAUGGCCCGGCCUUGAGUGGACAGUGCUCGUCCUGCGGGGGAUGAAUGGUAGAAAUGACCGCGGAGUCCUAUGAAGAAAUCCUGCAGUGAUGGUGGUAUGACGAUGGUGUAUUAUUGAUACUGCUCUGGCCAUGGCGGAUAGCGUUAGAACAUUCCUUCUGGAUGUAGUUAAGGGGAUAGGCGAUUCUGUAUUUGGAAUUCGAACAAUCUCCAAGCUCGACGAGCGGAUUCACCAGAAGCGAGAAGAACAAAGAAAGAAGAAGGAACAACGCAGUGCACUGGCACACCGCAGGGCCCAGAGUGAAGAGAAGAGGGAGGAGAAUGAGCCUCGAAUAGCAAACAGGAUUGUGCAAUGCUGUGCCUGGAAUGGAGGGAUAUUCUGGUUGAGUAUCUUUGUCUUUUACCGGGUCUUUAUCCCUCUGCUUCAAGCCAUCACGGCACAUAUUAUUGGUGAUCCAUCAUUACAUGGAGAUGUCUGGUCCUGGUUGGAAUUUAUCCUGAACUCCACCUUCAGUGCUUUGUGGAUAUUGCCUCUCUUUGUCCUCAGUAAAAUUGUGAAUGCCAUCUGGUUUCAGGACAUUGCCGAUCUAGCAUUUAAAGUGUCUGGGAGGAAAGCACAACCCUUCCCCAGCAUCAGUAAGAUUAUCGCAGACAUGCUCUUCAACCUGCUGCUGCAGGCCUUGUUCCUCAUUCAGGGUCUGAUUAUGAGUCAUUUUCCUAUUGAAGUGAUCGGACAGCUAGGUAGCCUGUUCCACAUGUCAAUGCUGUAUUCCCUCUACUGCUUCGAAUACAAGUGGUUCAACAAUGGGGUGGAGAUGCACCAACGCUUGUCAAAUAUUGAAAGGAAUUGGCCCUAUUACUUUGGUUUUGGAUUACCUUUGGCAAUCCUCACUGCUCUGCCCUCAUCCUACGUGAUCAGCGGCUGUUUGUUCUCCAUUCUCUUUCCUCUGUUUAUAAUAAGUGCAAAUGAAGCAAAGGUCCCAGUGAGGUCAUUUCAUUUUCAGCUGCACCUCUUCUCCUUUGUGAUCAUGCUCAGCAACAAACUUUUCCACAAGACAGUUCACAUUCAAACUGCCAUGACAGCAACGGGAUCAUCUGAACACCUGCCAUCUCCUCAUCCGUCCCCCGCCAAACACAGAUCCGCGAUGCAGCAGUAAACACCAGUUCAGGGCUCCUGGCCUCCUGCCCCUUUUGCACUGGGUACACUUAAAGUUUCAUCUCCUAUUGUAGGCGGGACAGUUUUCCUGGAGAUGAGUAGCCACGUUUCGCUUGCGUGCCUACAUGUGGCCCUGCUAUUGCGUCCUGUCCGAACCUGAAUCUGUGCAGAAUUUUCCCUCCUGCCGCAAAGCUGGGAGGUAGAUUUGAACUACCAUCCAAUUUUAAUGAGGUAAAUUUUAUGUGAGAAAGCAUUUUAUAGAAGAUUUAUGAGUGAGACAGAAUUUGCAGCAAAUACUAGCUGACGUGCCUAAAUGUAACAUUUUUGUACACAUUUGUGCCAAGUAAGUGAUUUACAGAAAUACAGUGCUUUGGUUUAUUGUUGUUGGGAGGGAGGGAGGGAGGGAGGGAGGGGUGGGGAAAUAAAAGGAACUGCGUGUGGGAUUGUUAAAAUGUAACUCUGCUUGUGUCAGUAUUGGUCUCGGUUCAGAUAACCAUCAGGGAUAUCUUAAUGAAACAGUAACGUGUUCUUGCUCAAUAUUAAACCAAUAAUAAUUAUGGUAAGUAUAUUAGUGAUCCUAUUGAAUUAAUGAAGAAGCCUGAUUUGUGUUUAUUCUUUCUUUGAAAAUUGGCUAUUUUGAAGAUGGAGAAUGGUGUACUGUAGUGGACUUUACAAAAUCGUGCUCCGUGACUGAAAUACUUUAACUUAAUGCAAGAUUAUUUCUGUUGGGGUUGCCCAAAAUCUUACCUUGUGGUUAGAAUUGAUGGUGUUCGCAUCACUGACAGUUGGAUCUAUAAGAGUCACAUAUAAAGUACACACUCUCCAGGCACAUGAGUCUAGUUCACUUGCACUAAUCUCUGACUCGGAGUAAAGCUACUCCAAUGUUGGUCUACCAGGCCAUCAAAAGACGUUGGUUGCUCUUCUGCUGAACUCUUUGCCACAGUGGGUGUUUCAUUUAAAGUCGAUUGCAAAGUGAUCCAAAAAUUAUUUGAUAGUAACCACAAAGUAUGGGGAACCCGGACUUCUGCACCAGUAAUGUUCAAUGCAAGUGAUCCUGAUGGUCAGUCGGUCAAGAUUGUUGUCGUAAGUCUAUUGAGAGAACCCGUUCUAAUUUACAAAGUAAUGCUAUUUGUGUUAAGGGGUAAAUUGAAUAAACAGUUAGUUUAAUUGUCCAGCAUGUAUGUAGAUUUCAUUGACUUCAUAGAAUAGUUGCACAGAAUGUAAUCCAUUGGCCCAUCGAGUCUAUUUAAUGUUGACCCGUUUUGUGUUUGAAGUGUGCAAAUUGUAUGAGAUUCUGGUAACUGAAAGAUCAAGUGCCACCUUCUCCCAGUCAAUCAUCCAUGUGGUAAGAUCAUGCUGUAUAAAUAUUGAGGUUUAGAACACUUUUGUGCUUUUUGACAUUUUUCCUCUGGAUUUUGCCGUUGUCCAGUGACCUUGUGCUUCCCAGCCAACAGAUAGUUGUUUGAAUCAGGCUAAGAUAUUUCAAUAAUAAUGGUUUUCCUUUCGCUUGAUUUUGAGGUGUAGCCAAAUAAAAAAAAUUAAAAAUUUAAAAAA
Messenger RNA from Amblyraja radiata (thorny skate), 2739 nucleotides. RefSeq names its product EI24 autophagy associated transmembrane protein (gene ei24). Gene Ontology annotation, cellular component: endoplasmic reticulum. The transcript is spliced from 11 exons. Gene Ontology annotation, biological process: macroautophagy. The coding region runs from base 161 to 1186 and encodes 341 amino acids. The record is from RefSeq and is a predicted model, not a curated record. NCBI's taxonomy places the organism in Eukaryota, Metazoa, Chordata, Chondrichthyes, Rajiformes, Rajidae.